This is a messenger RNA of Schistocerca serialis cubense, 2405 nucleotides long. RefSeq lists its product as uncharacterized. The record is from RefSeq and is a predicted model, not a curated record. The transcript is spliced from 3 exons. Lineage: Eukaryota; Metazoa; Arthropoda; Insecta; Orthoptera; Acrididae. Bases 428 to 1309 code for a protein of 293 amino acids.
UUUUUGCGUCCCCGCCCAGACGGUCUCGCCGCUACCUAUGCUCGGAUCUUUCCCGGGCAGGUGGCGACCACCGCCCGUGUCCUCAUGUGGGGUAACGGGUGGGCCGGUCAGAGAGGGAGGGGAGUAAUAGGACGACCUGACUGGUCCCUGGAACGCGACUGAGUCGGCCGCAGGGCGCCAUCUGGCUGCUGGAGGUUCCAGUGCGGCGUCACCCGGGCCGUCUAAGGGCGUGAACAGAGACAGAGAGAGAGAGACUUUAAAAGCGGAGCGUUGGGUCGGCAGCUGAUCACACCGUUUUCCAUCGCUAAGAGUGCCGUAUGCUCAUCUCGAACGCGCAGCGUCAGUGAAAGUGAAUCGGCCAGUUCUUCUUUUUUUUUUUUUUUUUGCAUCUUUCUUCGCCUCAAGCGUAGAGCGGACUAUAACCACAAUGAAAUCGGCGUUACUGAUUUUAACGGCGUUGCUGAUGCAACGGGCUGAGUGUAAGGCUGUCGCGGCCGAAACCUCUACUGGCGAUGCCGCCUCGACCUGGGACAGCUGCUUGAAGAAAGACUCGAUACAGUGUAUGCAGCUAGUGGCGUACCGCAACAUUAGAGCUUUCUUCGACCGGGACAGUAUCCCACUGGUGACUGGGCUGUCACUGGUGCGCGAGGCUGAAGUAGGGUCUGCUGUGUCGUCGACGUCAGCAGCACGAGAGUUGGGUCGCCAGGUGGAAGAAGCGCAAGACGUGUCGUCGCGUGAACAGGCGCUAGAGCAGUUCGCUUUGGGCGAGGCGGCAGCCUUUGUCCGAGAGCGCAGCCUGCGAGUCGACCUGCCGCAGCUGGCGAGGGCCACCGCCAGGGCCAUCGCGGACCGCCUGCCCACGGAUGUGCGUACCAAGAUCUCCGAGCUCAUCACUGAAGGGCGAGGGAAGAAGAAGGCGCUGAAGGUGCUGGUGCCGAUCCUGCUGGUGGCGGGAGUGAAGGCGGCGGGCGCGGCGGCGCUGUCCGUGCUGGGCCUGGCGCUGCUGGCCAAGAAGGCGCUGCUCGUGUCGACGCUGGCGCUGCUGGUCGCGGGCGCGCUCGUCGUGCUCAAGCUGGUGUCGCAGGGCCGCCACCCGCAGCACGAGGUGCACGAGGCGCGGCCGGUGCCUGUCGCCGCCGUCGUCGGCGGGCCUUACAGCUACGGCACCGUGGGCGGCGGUGGCUACCCGGUGGGCGGCGGCGUCGCCUACGAAAGCACCGGCUACAGCCACGGCGAGUUCAGCGCGCACCCGGCGCCCGUCGCGGCGCACUCGCUCGCCUACAGCGCCCACAAACCUGUGCGGAGGUAGGCAGGCGCACGUCAACGUCGCAGCAGAAGAUGGCCCUCUAGCUAAAGGAGAGUCGAAACCACCGCAACCACUCAACAAAUGUGUUAUUUAUUUAUUUCGUGAAUCAUCUGCGAUGACAGCCAGAACAUAGCAGGUUUUGACUGUGUAUAUAUAUCCACACUGUACAAAUACAUGUUUAUCGUAAUCCAUUUAGCAAUAAUUUUCGACUUGACGAAGACGUUUGACCAAACUGACUGUAAUUAUGUCAAUAUCACUGAGGUAUUAUGAAAGCAACAUUUGUCGGCCGAAUCUUACACACUCGUCUUAAUUGACAAAUGCGAGAAACGCCUCAUUUUAGCCAACAAAAGUUAUACCUUUUCAUAACUUCGUGUUCACCCAGAUAGUGCCGCACUGGGAUAGCACACGUUGGCACUCUGAUGAAAGUGUCGCACUGGGAUUGCACACAGUGGUACUCUGAUCUCAUUAAAGGACCCUAUUUGCUCAGUUCAGUGUCGAGAAUACCAUUACAAGGAUUCCCUUGCUAUGCUGAUCAGUUGGAAGUUCACGUCAAGACGAUGGCUUGAAAUUAGCUCAAUUGAUGUCUGUCAACAUUAUUUAGUGUGCUACUGAUGAGAGCUGACAUACAAUUGUGCUUCUGGUAGUUUCGAAUUGGGAAAAGUAGCUUACAUAAAAUUUCAUUACCCGAUAUGUAUCUGUUUCUAGUCCUGCAAUAUCGACACAUGGAUGUUGUGAGAUACCAUCAAAAGGUAUUUUCGAUGUAGUUGAUGUUUGUGUAUUUAGGGAUUACUGUGAGACAAGGACUGAACAAGACGAACGUCCGACUUACAAUUAACUUAGUCACUGUGAUUAGUGCUGCAGCUUAUGUUUAUACACUUUUAGUUAGUACUCACAUAGUUGUGAAAGUUUUUAUUAUGUAUGUAGCGAAAAUCUAGAGAUACACUUACUAUUAACUGAUAUACUUAAUCCCGUGUCCGUAUUAUGUGUGUAUAUGUGACUCUGUCAAAGAGAAAUGAACGUGUUGUUAUAGUGCGCCACUUAACAUUUACAAUGUAAUGCAGUUACUGUAAACGUAAAUUAAAUGAUACCGUUAAAGCUA